GCAGUGAGUGUGCAUGCACGCGUGGGGUGUCAGCGCUGAAACGAACUCGGAGAGUGCAACCACUCGUGGAGUGCCGGCCGAAACGAACCCGUUCCACGCUGCGAGUGGGCACGCGUGGGCACGAGUGCCGUGAAACGAACUCGCUAUUAGAGAAAUUUCGUUUUUCUGUUGCCAUCUUUUGAUGGCAAGCGCUCGGAAUUUCGAAGGUAUGUCCGAAUCAAUUCAAUGAGUGCCGACGAAACGAUCUGUCUGUGAACUGAUUGCCAGCAACGGCUGAGGAAAUUAAAGGUGUGCGGCGCCUUGCAAGCGAUCGCGUCAAGUUGGAAAAGAUGCGCGGUGACCUUGGCACAGGUGUGCAGCAGCGCGAGCAGCCCGCCGCACGUGAUCGGCGCGGCAGAUCUUGCCCCCUCGGUUGCCCUGGCAACGCUGUGCAUCGCACGGAGCAGAGCGCGACGAGGAUGGAGCGAUGAGGCCCGACCUACUGCCGGCGCCGCGGACCGUACGAUGAACCGCUAUGUGACCCUGGGCCCCCUCGGAGAUGGCACGUACGGCUCGGUUGUGCUCGGCCAGCGCCUGGACACGGGCGAGAAGGUGGCCAUCAAGCGCCCUGCCAGGGCACCCUGAGAGCCCCCCCUGCGGCACCUCCCCGGCAUGCAGCGGCGGCACUCCCCGAUGAAGCGGUACCAGCUGCUGCACCAGCUGGGCGACGGCACCUUUGGCAGCGUCGUGCUGGCACGCUCCCUCGACACGGGCGAGAAGGUGGCCGUCAAGAGGAUGAAGAAGAAGUACUACUCCUGGGACGAGUGCAUGAACCUGCGAGAGGUGAAGUCCCUUCAGAAGCUGAGCCACGCCAACCUGGUGAAGCUGAAGGAGGUCAUCCGAGAGGACAACACCCUCUACUUCGUCUUCGAGUACAUGCGGGAGAACCUGUACCAGCUCAUCAAAGACAGGGAGAAGCCAUUUGCGGAGCCCGUGAUCCGCAGCAUCCUGCAGCAGAUCCUGCAGGGGCUGUCGUUCAUGCACAAGCACGGCUUCUUCCACCGGGACAUCAAGCCCGAGAACCUGCUCUGCACGGGACCCGAGCUGGUCAAGAUUGCAGACUUCGGCCUCGCCAGGGAGAUCCGCUCCCAGCCACCCUACACGGACUACGUGUCCACACGCUGGUACCGCGCCCCCGAGAUCCUGCUGCGCUCGACGAGCUACAGCUCUCCCAUUGACCUGUGGGCUGUGGGCUGCAUCCUGGCCGAGCUGUACUCCCUCCAGCCACUCUUCCCCGGGCGCAGCGAGGUUGACCAGAUCUUCCGCAUCUGCUCCGUGCUCGGCACCCCCGACAAGCGGGACUGGUCCGAGGGUCAUCAGCUGGCGGCGGCCAUGAACUUCCGCUUCCCCCAGUUUUCGGAGAUGCCCCUGGGCAACGUGGUGCCCAACGCGGGCAGGGAUGCCCUGGUCCUGCUCAGGGACCUGCUGCGCUGGAACCCCGCUCGGCGGCCCAUGGCACUCUUGGCCCUGCGCUACCCGUACUUCACGGCCGACCAGCGUGCCACGGCGGGUCCCCCGAUCCCCAGCGUGCGCGGGGACAGCGGCCGGGGAUUCCAGUCCCAGUUCCUGGGCAAGGAGCCAUCCGGUCCUCCGCCACCCUACGACCUCCAGGACAUCAAGGCGCUGGCAGGACACCGAUGGGCGAGAGCUCCCCUCUGGGACAAGGACAGUGACGCACUCUUGGACGACAGCUUCGAGGUGGAAGACUCCCUGGACAGGAAGGCUCGUGGCUGGGGCCUGCAGGCCUCGCAGGGAGUCCACGCGCUGCCGGGCGGCACCCAGCCCAGGGGUCGCUACAUGCUGGCCAGCCACAAGCCACAGCUGCUGCUGCGUGCAGACGGGAGCAGCUACACCAGGGCCGUGGGUUCGCACACCUACCUGGGCAUGGACUCGGCCAAGGCGGCCCACGAGGCGGCGAGGCGCCCCUCCGCCCUGCGGCUCACCUCCGGCCUGCCGGGGCACACCGACUGGGCCGCCAAGUGAAGCCUCGCUUCCCUACCCCGUCUCACUACCGGCUGCUUUCCAGUACCUCAAGUGACCGGGCAGGCCCCACGUCGUCCGCAGGAUACGGAACCGGGUCGUGGAGAAAAAGAAGAAUAAAGCGUCGUUAUCAAA
Molecule: messenger RNA, 2154 nt
Organism: Ixodes scapularis (black-legged tick)
Lineage: Eukaryota; Metazoa; Arthropoda; Arachnida; Ixodida; Ixodidae
Product: serine/threonine-protein kinase ICK-like
Exons: 13
Coding region: 652-2022 (456 amino acids)
Biological process (GO): cilium assembly; intraciliary transport; protein phosphorylation
Cellular component (GO): nucleus; cytoplasm; cilium
Molecular function (GO): protein serine/threonine kinase activity; ATP binding
Source: RefSeq, a predicted model, not a curated record